AUGAAAAAAGUUUCUUCACUAUCCCCUUCAACAAUAUUCUGGGGAGGCCUCUUCCGGCCUCACAUAAAGCAAAAUCUAUUCUUCCUAUCAAGUUCUUUUGACUUUAAAGCUUUAUUAUUAUUUGAAUAUCAACAAGGAGGAUCUACUCACAACGCUCGAGAUUCUCCUGGUAAAAGAUUGGGAGUAAAAAAAUUUGGGGCUGAACGAGUUGUUCCAGGAAAUAUCAUUGUAAGACAAAGAGGAAAAAAAUUUUGGCCAGGAGAAAAUGUUUACAUGGGAAAAGAUUUUACCAUACAUGCAGAAGUACCAGGCUGGGUACAAUUUUAUGAUCAUCCAACACGUCAUAAUAAAAGAUGUGUUGGAGUAGUAUUACAUAAAGAUGACAAAUUACCUUAUCCCAAAACACAACCUAGAAAACGUUUAUUUGAUUUAAUAAAUCUAAAUGAUUAUUAUGAUGAAAAAGAGAGACUUAAAGAAAAAGCUAUCGAAAGAAUCGAACGUGAACGUAGGAGAGGUGCUUUGGUCACUUUGGAAAUUCGAGAUAACAUCAUAAUAUUAAAAGCAACAAAAUUCACUAAAAUUUUCAGUAUUAAAACUACCGAAACUACUAUUACUUCUACUCCUUCUACUCAUUCUAUACCAACCACACAAAUAUUUUCAAUAGAGAAUACUUUAUUAUCAUCUUAUCCAACUAAUUCAAUUAUUAAUUCACCAACAAUUAAUCCAACAAUUGAUUCAGCAACAAUUAAUCCAACAAUUAAUCCUAUUGUUAAUAAUGAUAAUAAUAAUAUUCAAAAAAAUGAUACUAAUUAUAUUAUUCUUUUAACUAUUAUUUCAUCAAUUCUUGGGAUAGCUUUGAUUGGAAGUUUUUUCGUGUGUUUAUUUCGAAAAAAAAGAUUACAUAAAUUUAUUAAAUUAGUAUCUCGUAAAUUGGAUGGUAAUGAUGGUAAUGUUGGUUCAACGAGUGGUGAUGUUCGACAUAUAACUUUUAUCAAUGAUAAAGAUGAUUUGAGUUCUGAAAGUUCUAAAAGUAUAAGUGAUAUAAAAAAUGGGAAUAUUAAAUCAUCAACUUCAACCGAAAACAACAUUAUUAACGAUAAAAAAACCAAUAAUGCCAGCGAUAACGACAAAAAAACCGAAAAGAAUAAUCCAACUAAAAUUAAAAAACUUCAUCUAAAACAUCCACCUAAAUCGCAGAAACAGUUGGCGAAUGGACAAGUAAUAAAUCUUAAGUUAGAUGAAUAUAUUCAUCAAACCCAAUUGAAUCCAUUGAGUGUUUAUGAUUAUUUUGAAUGGAUUCCAUUUAAUAGAAUUAUUGAUCAAAAAUUUACAACAAAUGGUGGAUUCGUUUCACACUUGAUGAGAUGUUAUGGAAUCACUCAAGAUCCAAAAAAACCGGACACAUAUACAUUAGUAAUGCCAUGGGCAAAGGAUGGUGACUUAAGUGUACUUCCCUUGAUGUUGAAACAGAAUAUCCGAGUUCUCAAAGAUACGCCAAAAGCAAUAAUUUCACUUUGGAAAGUAAUGACACUUUCAUGA
This is a messenger RNA of Diversispora eburnea, 1539 nucleotides long. Lineage: Eukaryota; Fungi; Glomeromycota; Glomeromycetes; Diversisporales; Diversisporaceae. The record is from the annotation of a GenBank genome assembly.